AUGCUCGCAUCGCCAGUAAAUCUGCCCAAGUGGCUAGAUGAGAACUCGCACUUGUUGAAACCGCCUGUCAACAACUAUUGUGUCUACAACGAGGACUUCACCGUAAUGAUCGUCGGUGGCCCUAACGCCCGUACCGACUACCAUAUCAACGAGACACCCGAGUGGUUCUACCAGUACAAAGGUGCCAUGGUGCUCAAGGUUGUCGACACGGACGGCAGCUUCCGCGACAUUAUCAUCCGUGAGGGUGACAUGUUCCUGCUGCCAGCAAACACCCCCCACAACCCCGUGCGCUUUGCCGAUACCGUGGGCGUCGUGUUGGAGCAGCGGCGGCCUGCCGCAUCCACGGAUCGGAUGCGUUGGUACUGCGCCCAGCCCCAGUGCCGGGCCAUCGUGCACGAGGCUGCCUUCCACUGCACCGACUUGGGCACACAGAUCAAGUCUGCUGUUGAGGCCUUUAGCAGCGAUACAGAGGCCCGGAUAUGCAAGACGUGCGGCACUUUGGCCGACUGGGCCCCGCCGCUGGGCUCCAUUGCAGAUCCCAACAGGACAUGA
Molecule: messenger RNA, 552 nt
Organism: Grosmannia clavigera kw1407
Lineage: Eukaryota; Fungi; Ascomycota; Sordariomycetes; Ophiostomatales; Ophiostomataceae
Product: 3-hydroxyanthranilate -dioxygenase
Exons: 3
Coding region: 1-552 (183 amino acids)
Biological process (GO): 'de novo' NAD+ biosynthetic process from L-tryptophan; quinolinate metabolic process
Cellular component (GO): cytoplasm
Molecular function (GO): 3-hydroxyanthranilate 3,4-dioxygenase activity; iron ion binding
Source: RefSeq, a predicted model, not a curated record